Messenger RNA from Sorghum bicolor (sorghum), 1860 nucleotides. Its product is annotated as mannose-6-phosphate isomerase 1-like. The coding region runs from base 145 to 1590 and encodes 481 amino acids. Gene Ontology annotation, molecular function: mannose-6-phosphate isomerase activity; zinc ion binding. NCBI's taxonomy places the organism in Eukaryota, Viridiplantae, Streptophyta, Magnoliopsida, Poales, Poaceae. Gene Ontology annotation, biological process: GDP-mannose biosynthetic process; carbohydrate metabolic process. The record is from RefSeq and is a predicted model, not a curated record. Gene Ontology annotation, cellular component: cytosol. The transcript has 7 exons.
GCGAGUCGUCUUCCCCGGUUCCCCCUUUGUGUUGUGCCGCCGCCACCCGCCCGCGGCCUCCUCUUCCCUCCCCUUUAAAAUCCAAACGCUCCUCCCCCCCCCUCCCUCCAACCGUCGUCAAGCCUAGCUCAAAUCCCCGCCCAAAUGGAGGACCCACCAGCGCUUGCUCCGCCGGAGCCGGAGCCGGAGCCGGAGCCCGAGGCCUCCCCGGCGCCGCCGCAAAGGCUGCUGCGGCUGCGCUGCGCGGUGCAGCACUACGAGUGGGGCCAGCACGGAGCCGCCUCCCUCGUCGCGCGCCUCGCCGACCAGAACCCCGACCCGGCUCGCCCCUACGCCGAGCUCUGGAUGGGCACUCACCCGUCCGGCCCCUCCACGCUCCUCGGCGACGGCGCGCUCCUCAGGGACUGGCUCGCGCGGAACCCCGACGCGCUCGGCCCCGCCGUCGCCGCGCGCUGGGGAGGCGACCUCCCAUUCCUCUUCAAGGUGCUGUCGGUGGCCAAAGCGCUCUCGAUCCAGGCGCACCCGGACAAGAAACUCGCCGAGGUGCUGCACGCGCUGCGGCCGUCCACCUACAAGGACGACAAUCACAAGCCGGAGAUGGCCAUCGCCUUCACGGAGUUCCGGGCGCUUUGCGGCUUUGCCCCUAUUGAGGAGCUCAAGGAUGUCCUGAGGACAGUUCCUGAAAUUGAAGGCCUAAUUGGGCAUGAAGAUACUGGCAAGCUGAUGAACAUGAAGGAGUAUGAUGGGGUUAGUGAAGUAAAGUCCAGUUUGCGAUCAGCUUUUGCUAAGCUAAUGACAGCAAGUAAAGACAUGGUUUCUGAAGCAGUUGCAAAACUGAUCAGUCGCCUGAAUACUGACAGCAAGGUGAGGUCAUACCUUGAGAUGUCUGAUCUGUGGCUUGCUGCAGCUUAUGGAUGGUUAAGGAGAAGUUGUAAGAGAGAUGGUAGCUCACCUGGAGAUGAAUUGGCAAAGUUCAUUGGAAAAUUAAGACUUCUCAUUUUGAUUAGGAACUUAACAGACAAAGAACAGCUGGUUUUGUCCCUGGAGAGACAAUAUCAAGACGAUGUUGGAGUUCUAGCAGCACUUUUCUUUAACUAUGUGAAGCUCAGUCCUGGUGAAGCGCUUUAUAUUGGUCCAAAUGAACCGCAUGCAUACCUCUCUGGGGAAUGCAUUGAAAUUAUGGCCACUUCAGACAACGUUGUACGUGCUGGUUUGACACCUAAAUACAGAGAUGUGCAAACUCUCUGCUCAAUGCUAACAUACAAACAGGCCUUCCCAGAAAUUUUGCGCGGAGUUCCUGUGCAGCCACACGUAAGGCGCUACACGCCACCAUUUAACGAGUUUGAGGUCGAUUGCUGCUUGGUUCCUCCAGGUGAACUGCUUGUCAUAUCCCCGGUACCAGGACCAUCCGUAUUUCUCGUAAUGACCGGGGAAGGCGAGAUUCAGUUGGAUUCUAUGUCAGGUGGAGAAAAGGCAAAGGAAGGUGAUGUUUUCUUCGUUCCUGCAUACACUGAGGUUAAGAUCUCUGCGUGUGGCCCCGAGUCUGUGCUGCUGUACAGGGCUGGGGUAAACAGCAGAUUCUUCAGCUAACUGGCGCGUCGAUCUUUGGUCGGAAGGAGGAUUUUUGGGUUGUCGUAAGUGGACCACACUGUAAUUUAGGGAAGUUUUCUCCAGCUAAGAAAUAUACGAGAAAAGAAAUGAUUAGUUAGCAAAAGGUUUCAUAUACUAAUGUAUAGGGCUUCAGGCUGAUAAAAGAAUAACUGGUUCCUUUCAUAUCUUGAUAAUUUACUGUAAAGAUGCCUUGCAGUGCAAUCCACGUUGGAUGCGCUAGAAAGAAAUAAAAAUGAUGAUUAGUAUCAA